Messenger RNA from Arvicanthis niloticus (Nile rat), 3360 nucleotides. RefSeq names its product dual specificity tyrosine phosphorylation regulated kinase 1B (gene Dyrk1b). Gene Ontology annotation, molecular function: protein serine/threonine/tyrosine kinase activity; protein serine/threonine kinase activity; ATP binding. Gene Ontology annotation, biological process: peptidyl-threonine phosphorylation; protein autophosphorylation; peptidyl-serine phosphorylation. The record is from RefSeq and is a predicted model, not a curated record. Lineage: Eukaryota; Metazoa; Chordata; Mammalia; Rodentia; Muridae.
ACCCACCGGGCCGCCUGUCCCGCUUGCCCUCACCGCCGCGGGGCUGGCUAGGCUAGCCGGGCUGGGGACAGGCGGCCACCUCAUCACCGCUGCCGCCGCCGCCGCCACCGCCGCUAUGCUGGCCGCUCGCCCACCUCACUGGGGCCCCCAUCGCACUCCAGCCCCCCAUGGGCCCAGCGCCAGCCCUGACCCGGGUCUCAGCGGCGGUGGCAGCCGAGGUGCAGGAUGCGAGAAGGCGCCCCCCGGCCGGGCUCCCGCUCCAGGCCUCACACCCCUGCGGCCCUCUGAGCCCACCAUGGCCGUCCCACCAGGCCAUGGUCCCUUCUCUGGCUUUCCGGGGCCCCAGGAACACACACAGAAGUGCCUUGGAGGUGAAGGCCUGUGCUGUGUCUGCUCCUCUCCACCACAGGUAUUGCCUGAUGUGCGGCUACUGCCCCGGAGAUUGCCCUUGGCCUUCCGGGAUGCAGCCUCAGCCCCGCUGCGCAAGCUUUCAGUGGACCUCAUCAAGACCUACAAGCACAUCAAUGAGGUAUACUAUGCGAAGAAGAAGCGGCGGGCCCAACAGGCACCACCCCAGGACUCAAGCACCAAAAAGGAGAAGAAGGUCCUGAACCACGGUUAUGACGACGACAACCACGAUUACAUUGUGCGCAGUGGCGAGCGCUGGCUAGAGCGCUAUGAGAUUGACUCUCUUAUUGGCAAAGGCUCCUUUGGCCAGGUGGUGAAAGCGUAUGACCACCAGACUCAGGAGCUGGUGGCCAUCAAGAUCAUCAAGAACAAAAAGGCCUUCCUGAACCAGGCACAGAUUGAGCUGCGGCUGCUGGAGCUGAUGAACCAGCAUGAUACAGAGAUGAAGUACUACAUAGUGCACCUUAAGCGGCACUUCAUGUUCCGAAAUCAUCUGUGCCUGGUGUUUGAGCUGCUGUCUUACAACCUGUAUGACCUCCUACGCAACACACACUUUCGAGGAGUGUCACUGAACCUGACAAGGAAGCUGGCCCAGCAGCUUUGUACAGCUCUGCUCUUUCUGGCCACCCCCGAGCUCAGCAUCAUCCACUGCGACCUCAAACCUGAGAACAUCCUGCUCUGCAACCCUAAGCGCAGUGCCAUCAAGAUCGUGGACUUUGGCAGCUCCUGCCAGCUUGGCCAGCGGAUCUACCAGUAUAUCCAGAGCCGCUUCUACCGCUCACCCGAGGUGCUCCUGGGUACACCCUAUGACCUGGCCAUCGACAUGUGGUCCCUGGGCUGCAUCCUUGUGGAGAUGCACACCGGAGAGCCCCUCUUCAGUGGCUCUAAUGAGGUGGACCAGAUGAGCCGUAUUGUGGAGGUGUUGGGCAUCCCUCCCGCACCCAUGCUGGAACAGGCACCCAAGGCUCGAAAGUACUUUGAGCGGCUGCCUGGGGGUGGCUGGACCCUACGAAGGACAAAGGAACUCAGGAAGGAUUACCAGGGCCCUGGGACACGGCGGCUGCAGGAGGUGCUGGGCGUGCAGACGGGCGGGCCCGGGGGCCGGCGGGCGGGGGAGCCGGGCCACAGCCCCGCCGACUACCUCCGCUUCCAGGACCUGGUGCUGCGCAUGCUGGAAUAUGAGCCGGCCGCCCGCAUCAGCCCUCUGGGCGCUCUGCAGCAUGGCUUCUUCCGUCGCACGGCCGACGAGGCCACCAACACGGGCCCGGCAGGCAGCAGUGCCUCCACCUCGCCGGCGGCCCUUGACACCUGCCCCUCCUCUAGCACCGCCAGCUCCAUCUCCAGCUCUGGAGGCUCCAGUGGCUCCUCCAGCGACAACAGAGCCUACCGCUACAGCAACCGAUAUUGUGGGGGCCCAGGGCCCCCCAUCACUGACUGUGAGAUGAACAGCCCCCAGGUCCUACCCUCCCAGCCUCUGCGCCCCUGGGCAGGGGGUGAUGUGCCCCACAAGACACAUCAAGCCCCUACCUCUGCCUCAACAGUGCCAGGGACUGGGGCCCAGUUACCCCCACAACCCCGUUGCCUUGGACGACCCCCAUCACCAACAUCACCACCACCCCCCGAGUUGAUGGAUGUGAGCCUGGUGGGCAGCCCUCCGGACUGCUCUCCACCUCAUCCAGCACCUGCCCCCCAGCACCCGGCUGCCUCAGCCCUCCGGACUCGGAUGACGGGAGGUCGACCACCUCUCCCACCCCCUGAUGACCCUGCCACUCUGGGGUCUCGCCUGGGCCUCCAUGGUGUACCCCAGAGCACAGCAGCCAGCUCAUGACCCUGCCCCCUCCCUGGGGCCCCCUCCUGAAGCCAUACCCCCCCAUCUGGGGGCCCUGGGCUCCCAUCCUCAUCUCUCCCCUUGACUGGACUUGCUGCUACCCAGCUGGGGUGGGUGAGGCCUGCACUGACUGGGGCCCAGGGCAGGGGGUCAAGGGAGAGGAGUUUGGCCACACCCUCCCCGCUAAGACUGGACCCUUGGUCCCCCUCCCCCCCCCCCCUGUUUUCUAUUUAUUGUACCAAAGACAGUGGUGGUCCGGUAGAGGGGAGAUUCCCCCUUACCCAGGGCCCUAGGAGGGGGUGGGGGCAGGUAGGGGGAGAUGGCCUUGCUCCUCCUCGCUGUACCCCCCAGUAAAAAGCUUUCUCACAUGCCUGCCUGAGCGUUUGCAGGGCCUUGGCUCCCUCCCCUGAUCCUCAGAGGCAUGGUGGGGAAGGUUGUCUGGGGAAGGGGUGCUUUGUGGUGUGGGUCUAUCCCUCCUGGGGACAUCAUAGUUCUUGGUGCAGGCAUGGGGCAGCAGGAGAUUGGUGGGCUGAGGAACCUGGAUACAAGAACCCUGGCCCGUACUUGCCUUUUCCAGGGUGAAGGCCUCCUGGCCUAUCGCUAGGAAUUGUGCUGGUCUGCCCUCAUCGGCCAGGGCUUCCACAGAGCCGGGCCCACACAGAGGUGGCUCUUGUUCUGUCAGGCAGGCAUCCGGUAGGUUGUGGAUGUAUUUGGCAGGCCUCCUUAGGUACCAUCGGGGGAGCAGACAGACAGUGGGUACAGAUUUUACUCCACCCAUGUCCAGCCCCACUCUGCAGUCAUUGCCAGUAUUGAGAUUCUCGGGCAAAAGACUCUCCCUGACCUCCAGGUAAGUGAUUUUUUUUUUUUUUUUUUUUUUUUUUUUUUUGUUUCCAUGGCAAUUUGGAACCAUCUGUCUCCCAACCAGUUUCUAAGAAUCACCUGGUUCUUGCACAAGGGGGGAGUGUAGUGGUGAUUCCUGGGAGAUGGAGUUCUACAAGGCCAGCUCUUUGCUUACUUUUCUUGGGAACUACAAAGCCCAGAAGUCUCUGCACACAUGGCUGGGGAUUGUUGUUCAAUAAACUGUAGGGCAUUAUGGCUCAGAUGUUGGAGGAUCUAUGGUACAG